Actinia tenebrosa (Australian red waratah sea anemone) is the source of this 1314-nucleotide messenger RNA. Its product is annotated as chymotrypsinogen B. Gene Ontology annotation, molecular function: serine-type endopeptidase activity. The record is from RefSeq and is a predicted model, not a curated record. Gene Ontology annotation, biological process: proteolysis. NCBI's taxonomy places the organism in Eukaryota, Metazoa, Cnidaria, Anthozoa, Actiniaria, Actiniidae.
AAAGAUGCGGCACUACAGAGGUCGCCGCCUCUCGAGUUGUCUCUGGCGAAGAUGCUUCCCUUGGGGAGUGGCCAUGGCAGGCCUGGACUAACAUCACGGGUAUCGGAUUCACUUGCGGGGGGUCUCUCAUAACACCUGAAUGGGUACUAACCGCUGGUCACUGUAUUAUCGACGACGAUGUAUCCAAGUACCGUGUGACGCUGGGUGACGUAGAUCGCACCAAACACGAAAAGUCAGAGCAAACAUUCAAGAUUAAACGGAUAAUCAAGCAUCCUUUGUAUGGAGUGGAUUGGCCGUAUAACAAUGAUGUUGCGUUACUUCAUCUAUCACGCAAUGCUAAGAAAACGCCUUUCGUGAAAACAGUAUGCCUUCCCAAGGAGAGAGACGAGAUUCCUUUUGGGUCAAAUUGCUUUAUUACUGGAUGGGGACAAAUGCUACAUCCGGAAUCUGGAGCCGAGAUCCUUCAACAGGCUGAAAUGCCUGUCGUCUCUAACGACGCAUGCGCAGCAAAACUAGACACCUCCCCCAACGGAGGGCUGCACACAGAUAACAGAACAUGGGCUGUAACUAGCAAGAUGCUUUGCGCAGGGGACGCUGGGAAAACUAAGACCAAUGGUUGCUAUGGUGAUAGUGGAGGUCCAUUUGUGUGUGGGACUACCGCUGGUCAAUGGGUACUUCAAGGGGUUGUGAGCUGGGGUGAUCCAGACUGCUCGUCGUCCAAUCACUACUCAGUGUUUGCUAGAGUUAGCCAGUUUGUCACUUGGAUUCAACACCAAAUUGAUCAAUAUUCUUAUCAGAUUCCAGCAAUAGAUUAUAGCUGGAACUGAACAGUGCGAACAAAGCAAACCAGCUGAUGUGAGAAAAAAAUGUUGGCCAAUCAGAAUCGAGAAAUUUUGCAAAACUGAAGUGUCACUGUUCCUCUUGAAAUCACGGAUGCUAACACGUGUUUGAUAACCGUGUCACAAUAAUUCAUGAGUUUUAUGUUUUUAUUUCAAUGGCGGGCAUGUUUUUACUUUUCGCUUGUCAAUUUUUGCAUGCUUCAUAACACCUCAGUUUUGCAAAGACGUCAUUUUCACGGCCCUAUUUUAGAUCAGCUGGAAAUAUCUAGACGAAUCUUUUGUGUGGUUCAUACCUUAGUGACAUGCCAUACUCUAAGCGAGAAAAAAUAAAUAAAUAAGUAUAAUGCUAAAUAAGAAAGCAUUAAACGAUCCACGAAAACAUGUAUUUUAAUCAGGUGAAGUCAAGGACAAUCUAACAAGGUAAAUCGAGUGGCCAGCCGUGUUCUUGCACACUCACUAAAAUGAAAAUAAUGUU